CGCUAACAAAAGCCUUUUAUCUCUACAGCUGUGCUCGUUGUUCGCUUCACUCCUUCCUUAAUCCAACUUAUUGAACAUAUUGAGCUGUGCUCUUUAUUCCAUAUAAACUACUUUUUAAUUCCGUCCUCAACGAUCUUUUUUAUACCAACACCCAAAAACCUACCCCCUUCAACCAUCAAAAUGAAGUUCUCCGCCAUCAUCGUCAGCGCUCUGGCCGCUUUCGUCACUGCUGCUCCCACCAGCACCCCUGAGGCUACUACUACUGAGCUUCAGACUCGCGCCUUCGCUUUCGACCUGAACGCGUUCAACAACUUCCAGUUCGUGAACCAGGACCUUGCCUACCUGAACGUUCUGAACCAGUUCGCGUUCAACAACAUCCACGGUCUCGCUGUCAACAACGGCCUCAACCUUAAUGCUUUCCAGGGCCUGUUCGCCCAGCAACAGUUCGACCUCAACAGCCUGCUCCUGCUCUCGCAACUGCACACCUUCAACCAGAUCGCCUCGCUCGGUGUCCUCAACAACUUCAACCUCCAGGCCUUCCAGUUCCAGAACUUCCAGCUCGGCCUGCUGCAGCCCGGCUUCAACCAGAUCCAGCUCGGCCAGUUCAUCACCCCCACUGUCGGCACGCAAAUCGGUGGCAUCGCCAAGCAGCAGAGGGGUUUCAUCCUGUGAAGAACUUGACGACACCUCUCAGUUCUACACAAAGACCCAUGGGAUGAAGGUACUUCUAGUUCGGGCCUCGCCGCCUGGGGUAGCUGGUCCUUCCUCCUAGCAAACCAUCUCCGCUUCUAUUUUCUUGGCCUGUCGAUCACCUUACAACCUCUUUCUUCCUUUUAUUGAUUUU
Pyricularia oryzae 70-15 is the source of this 844-nucleotide messenger RNA. RefSeq lists its product as uncharacterized. NCBI's taxonomy places the organism in Eukaryota, Fungi, Ascomycota, Sordariomycetes, Magnaporthales, Pyriculariaceae. The transcript has a single exon. The coding region runs from base 181 to 672 and encodes 163 amino acids. The record is from RefSeq and is a predicted model, not a curated record.